AUGUCGUCUUUACUAUACGGAGAUUCCCCGCUUGCCUGUGCAUGGCUUGCGUCGAGUCUUGAAAAAAAACUAUCCAAACAACAAUAUCUAAAGACUUCAGUUACGUCGUCCGCUAAAGCGAUAGAGGAAUCUACUACAAUUUCUACCUUUUCAGUACAAAGUCAAACACCAGAAGACAAAGAAAACCAUGUGACAUUACGUGUCUCUGGCCAGCUAUUAUAUGGAGUUGUGAAAAUAUACUCUAGAAAAACAAGGUAUUUGUACGAUGAUGUAUCUAUGGCUUUACUUCAACUACGUUCGGCAUUUGCUGUUUCUAAAUCACUUACUGUUCCAUUAGAAGAUACUAUAGUUUCGUUGGAAUCUAUAACAAUGAAGGACAGAAUAACAGAGGCUAACAUUAUAGACACGGAUUUCAACCUAGAUGAGGUAUUUGGUGGUUCUUCCAAAAACUCUCAAAUGAGAACAUGGACUCAGGAGGAUAGCCAGUCAGAUGAUUACGCAUUAGGUGAUAUUAGCAUUGGUAGAGGUGUAGACGAAGAUGUAGGAAAUGUUUCUAUCGAUGCAUUAGCCAGGCGUGCUGAGCCCGAACUUGAUGACUUAGAUCAUGUUCCUGAAUUUGAAUUACCACUGGAUUUUGACAAAGGUAUAGGACCAGAUAUUGAGACUGUUGCUGGAAUUGCCAACUACAACAUCGAAGCUGCAGACAAUAUGGAUUUAGAAUUUACCAUAGACGAAACACAUAUGGAAAACGAAGAAUUACAAAACAAACAAACUGAGAUGCGGAGUAACAACAUUUUUGGCAAUGAAGGAGUGGAAGAAGGAGAAGGAAAAGGAGAAGGAGAAGGAGGAGAAGAAGAGGAGGAAGAAGAAAGAGCCAUUUUAAUGAAGAGACCAACGAGAACCUAUCAGAGGAAAUCAUAUGACAAUUUAUCGGUCAUACGGACAAAUCGAAAGAGACUAGUAAUUGAUGAAACUAAUGAAAUUGCCACCAAUGUUUUGAAAAAAAGCCAACGGGAUUUUCCUCCUAAACCGGAAAGUAAAUUGCAAUUUAAUAUUCAAAUAGUUAUGGAAAACUUGAAUCCUGAAUUCCUGAAAAGAGUUGGUACCUCUUGGAUGUCAGUUAAGCGUAGAAAGCUCCGUGAGAAAACGGAUUCGAGUUACAAUGAGACUUUUGCAGAUACACCAUUGUAUGAUGAGAAUGAAAAUGAAAUAAGUGGGUAUGAAGUACCAGAGUUUACUAUCAAUGAGCCAACAGAAAUUGAACAGGAAGAAGAACACGCCAGCAAAGGUCAUGUUUCCGAUUUUGAGACGUUUUCACCUGGGGUUUCAGUCCCAGAAGAAGACGAACAAGAAGAAGAAGAACCAGAAGAAGGAGAAGAAGAAGAGCCAGUAGAGCUGAACGAACGCUCUGAUGAAAGAACAAUUCAAGUUGCAAGUGCUCUCCGUGCUAAGUUUGCUGAUACUCAAGUUUCAUUUGUUUCAUUUGAUAAUAUACCAGUUGAACUAUCUAAAAAUACAAAAUCUAACGCAACAAGGACAUUUUUUGAAUUGUUGGUGUUAGGAACCUCAGGUGCUGUGAAACUACAACAAGAUAGAUUGUUUGGAGAAAUAAAAGUGGAGUCCCGGCCUCAAUUAUUCGAAAACUUUCUAUAA
This is a messenger RNA of Pichia kudriavzevii, 1653 nucleotides long. RefSeq lists its product as uncharacterized. Gene Ontology annotation, cellular component: cohesin complex; synaptonemal complex. Lineage: Eukaryota; Fungi; Ascomycota; Pichiomycetes; Pichiales; Pichiaceae. The coding region runs from base 1 to 1653 and encodes 550 amino acids. The transcript has a single exon. The record is from RefSeq and is a predicted model, not a curated record. Gene Ontology annotation, biological process: synaptonemal complex assembly; replication-born double-strand break repair via sister chromatid exchange; mitotic sister chromatid cohesion. Gene Ontology annotation, molecular function: chromatin binding; protein binding.